Molecule: messenger RNA, 1365 nt
Organism: Bipolaris maydis ATCC 48331
Lineage: Eukaryota; Fungi; Ascomycota; Dothideomycetes; Pleosporales; Pleosporaceae
Product: major facilitator superfamily domain-containing protein
Biological process (GO): transmembrane transport
Cellular component (GO): membrane
Molecular function (GO): transmembrane transporter activity
Source: RefSeq, a predicted model, not a curated record
AUGGCACAUACAUCUAGGUCGAACGAGGCCUCGCCUCUCCUUGGCGAUCAUAGUAGGACGUCUGUCGCUACAGAACAAGGAGCCUCACAGGCAGAGUCUGAAACAAUGAACGCGCGGUUAAUCUUCAAGAUCGCAGCGGCAAUGUACUCAUUCGCUACACUCGGGCUCUUCAACUCAUCCAUCGGUGCUGUCCUCCCUUUGCUGUCGCAACACUACAACCUCAGCGACAUCCAAGUCUCUUCUAUAUUUCUCGCUGGCCCCAUUGGAUACGUGCUUGCCGCGCAAUUCAGUGAUGCCGUGCACUACCGGUUCGGUCAGCGGGGCAUCGCUUUUGCGGGGCCCAUCCUACAAGUCAUUGCCACUGCAACUGUAGCCGCACACCCAGGAUUCGGGCUGAUACUGGUAGCCUUUGCAUUUCAGGGCCUGGGCACUGGACUGCUGGAUGGGAGUUGGUGCGCAUGGGCGGGGAGCAUGCAGAAGGCGAAUACGAUUUCUGGGCUGUUGCAUGGGAGUUUUUCUGUUGGCGCGGCGUUGGGGCCUCUGCUCUUGACUGUAUUGACUGCGAAGCAUCAGGAUUGGUGGACUUGGUAUUCGAUUCUAGUAAGUGUUUUACCAGAGGUUUUCGAUCAAUUACAUACUAACUGGGUGACGGCUGGAGCAUGCGCAUUGUCCUUCAUAGUCCAGGUCGCUGCUUUCCGACACGAGAGCGCAUCUGUCUACCGCCAGAGCAAGCAGUCAAAGAUGUCUGACUCCAAGGUCCACCUCAGGGAAAUAUUCAAGCACCCAGCUACUUGGCUCUGUGCAGCCUUCUUUCUCACCUACGUUGGCGUAGAAACUUCCAUCUCUGGAUGGGUGGUUUCAUUUAUGCUCCGCGAGCGACAUGCGAGUGAUUAUGUAGCUGGUCUCUCUUCUUCGGGCUACUGGAUCGGUAUGGCUAUUGGGCGAUUAGUCCUAGGUUUCGCCACGGAUAGGAUGGGCGUACGGCGUGCGACCACCCUUUACUUCCUCUUUGCUAUCGUGUUUGAAGCUCUGUUUGCAGUAUUCUCAUCUCUGGAGGCCUCCGUAAUUUUCAUGACGGCAACUGGCUUCGUUCACGGUCCGUUGUUUCCCUCUGGAGUCGUGGUGUUGACGAGACUGUUGCCGGCAGAGCUACAUGUCGCAGUAGUCUCCUUUGUUGCAUCUCUGGGUCAAAUCGGAGGCGCAUUUUUACCAUUUGCCAUUGGCGCUGUGGUGCAAGGUCUGGGUAUUGGGGUUUUUCGAUUCGCAAUUCUCGUUGAGACAUUGCUGGCAUUGUUGGUAUGGCUUGCUUUUGCGAGACUUCGUCCGGCGCUACUUCCCAUAUCUGCGGCACAUACCCAGGACUGA